AUGCCGGGAGGUCGCCGUCUGGACUUGAGGAAGUCGACGCUCGUCGCAAAUUUAAAAAAGGAAAAACAACAACAACAACGUAUUCAACCAAAGACGAUGGAAACGAGUAAAAACUCAAAACCUAUCACGCAAACGACGUCGUGGCCAGAGAAGUAUCAUCCACGUUCGUGCACUGAAGUUGUCGUUCCUAAGAAGAAGGCUGAAGUAAUGAUUGAUUUUUUAGAGAAACAGAGCAGUAAAACAUCGAAACGACCGGCGGUGUUGUUUUUAGUUGGUCCAAGCGGAUGUGGGAAGGCAUCGACGUUUGUAACUUUGGCGAAAGAAAAGUGCUUUUCUGUGCUCGAAUGGAAACCUCCGGCACCAUCGAUUUAUAACGAGAACGUAUCGACUACGAACGAGAAUCGAUUCGACGGUGGCGAUGCCUACACGAGUAAAAUUGAGGAUUUCGUCAACUUUCUUAACCGAAGCACAAAGUACAACGCGAUUGUAUCAAACGUUAUCGGAGGCGGCAACAAGAGAAGCAGAGGCACAGUUAUUUUGAUUCGAGAUGUUCCGACCGUGGCACAAGGAGAUGAACGCGGUAGAAGCAAAUUUGUUGCUUCAAUCGAAGGGCUCGUCUCUUCGUCCGCAAAGAAUAGAAUACCUGUCGUUUUUUCAUCAUCGUCAGACGUCGGCGAAGGCGAUUUUGUUUCUUUCGGAAACGAGUCGAAGAGCGAUGGACUUAAAUUCGUCAGGCGUAUUAUUCACGAAAAGUUGGAGCGCAUGGGUGCACAAAAUCGUCAAAACCUCUCGGAAUAUUUAGUAGAGAUCAAGUUAAAUCCGUGCACGAAGAAAUCGCUCGAAGAUGCUGCGAAACGCGUCAUCAACUUGGAAUUUUCCUCCGAAAUGACGAAGAAUGGUUCAUUUCUUGAAAGUCUUCCCGACGAAGAUGAUGAUUUUGACGGCUUAUCCUCUAUAAAGUCGGGAAUGCUCGAGAACGUUGAAAAUCUUGUUCUCGAGUGUAAUGGAGAUGUACGUUCUCUCAUGUUUUCUCUUCAGUUGCUUUACGCGCGCAUCGUUGGCGAUAUGUACGCAAAACGGAAAAAGAACGAGAAGAAGAACACGAAGAAACGCAAUCGCGAGGAAGCGAGAAUUGAUAAUGCCGAUGGUGAUAAAGAACGCAAAAAGGAAUCGAGCAUCUCACUCUUUCACGCGCUCGGUAAAUUUUUGUACGCCAAACGGAAACCGUCAGAUGAUGCGCUUGAGUCCGAGGUUGAAAUCACAUUGAAUCGGGCUCGAGUGGAUGCCGCCCCCAAGACAGUUAUUGACUUCCUGUUUGAAAACACGCCAGAUUUUAUAGAUAACAGGAAGAUUGACGCGCUGUCGCAAUUUUUGAAGCACGUGAGUGAUGCGGACGUGUUUAGCUGCGGUAGCCAACGAUGGAAAUACGGUGAUGGCGAUCAAUCCCAAUCGCUCAUGUUAGAUAGAUUAGCUUCGAGCGUUGCCGCCCGCGGUUGUGUAUCUGUGCAGUCGCGUCCACCAGAAUCAUCUUGGAGACCGUUGAGAGCGCCGAGUGCGAGUAGGAAAGCAAAAGAAGUAGAAGAUUCAAGUAGGAGACUGAGAGAAUUAAUAUGGGCGCCAAAACUUCGCCAUAAUAAAUUCCGGAGCAGACAAAGCUAUUAUGAGGGAAGUUUUGAAGCAUUCGUCGCGACGAAUUUGCCGUUCAAGAAAAUCAUCGAGGAAGGAUACAGAAGAAACGAAGAUAGAAUCAUUAGCGAUAGUUUAUUCACGCGCGAGGAUAUAGAUGAAAUGGAUAAUAGCUUGGAAGAUGUGGAGGAGGAGGAUAUCAUCGAAGAUGUAGAUUAA
Molecule: messenger RNA, 1845 nt
Organism: Bathycoccus prasinos
Lineage: Eukaryota; Viridiplantae; Chlorophyta; Mamiellophyceae; Mamiellales; Bathycoccaceae
Product: cell cycle checkpoint protein RAD17
Exons: 1
Coding region: 1-1845 (614 amino acids)
Biological process (GO): DNA damage checkpoint signaling; mitotic DNA replication checkpoint signaling; DNA repair
Molecular function (GO): chromatin binding
Source: RefSeq, a predicted model, not a curated record